GAGGCAAGUACGGGCCUCCAAAUUUCUCAAUUGACCCUGCUUCAGUCGCCAGAAAAGUUGACAUCACCGAGACUUUUGGUCAAAUUGGCCCGGUGUCUCACUUGUUACUUUCAACUUAAUCUCCUUGUUUACAUCUCUUUGCCUUCUGGGCCGACACGGUACAAUCAUUCGGUUCACUGGUGAAAAGUCACGAAUAGCGAAAGUAGCCCACCAUGGCGAUGCGCGGCUCACGACUCGGCCUUUUCUCCGCAAGAUUGAUGAAACCGUUCCGCGUGACGAGACAAUGCGUCCGAUGCCUUCACCAGAAAAAUGAAGUCCCACGUGUCCCCUCGCCCACUCCGUUCGUCCCUAAUGUCGAAACCUUUCUCAGUCUGAUCGGCCGCGGCAUGUCAAAACAUGCUAGCAAAUUGCCAUCUUGGGACAAAUUAUUCACAUUUUCCUCCGCCGAACUUCGAGACCUAGGUAUUGAACCUGCACGCCAGCGACGGUAUCUGCUCCGGAAGCGCGAGAAGUUUAGGAAUGGCCAGUAUGGAGUCGGAGGUGACCUCGAGAAUGUGGUCGAUGGUGUUGCACAGUUGAGAGUAGUUGAGGUCCCCUACGAAUUUACUACGAGUUCGACACAAGUCACCGAGUCGUCAUCAUUAUCUUCGUCUGCUACUUCUACGCCCGGCAUGAGAAAAGUCAUUGUGAACCUAAACCCCGACGCUACCGACUACAAGCCCGAUUCGUCGAAGCCGCUGAAAAAGUUCGAGCACAUGAAAAUCCAUAACGGAUCGAUGAUAAAAGGUCCCUUCGUACAAAUAAUGAAGGGUACAAACGGCAGCGCUGCGUUGAUCAAGGCCCAGGAAGGCAUGUGGGAGGACAAGCAGGGACACAAGGUGGAUGGUGGUGAAAGGAGACAAGCCGAAGUCAGGGCUAAAAAGCGCAUUGAAGAGAGAAGAAAGGGACCGGCAUAAAGUCUUUGAUUCAGAAGUAUGUUGGGAAUCGAAAAGUGAAAGCAGUGUAGAGGGAGUUGCAUGGUACCAUUAAGGACAAGGCAGCUUGCCGUCUGCUUGUAUAAUAGCUCCUUAGUCUUCCUUUUGUUCUUUGAGUAUGAAUUGUUAUAAGCCAAUUGAUUAUCAAAUUCCUGCUUAAGCCUACAUCCUAGCGAUAUCAGAGCA
This is a messenger RNA of Aspergillus ruber CBS 135680, 1160 nucleotides long. Its product is annotated as mitochondrial 37S ribosomal protein mS41. The record is from RefSeq and is a predicted model, not a curated record. The coding region runs from base 213 to 956 and encodes 247 amino acids. The transcript has a single exon. Gene Ontology annotation, cellular component: mitochondrion. NCBI's taxonomy places the organism in Eukaryota, Fungi, Ascomycota, Eurotiomycetes, Eurotiales, Aspergillaceae.